Messenger RNA from Desarmillaria tabescens, 702 nucleotides. RefSeq lists its product as uncharacterized. NCBI's taxonomy places the organism in Eukaryota, Fungi, Basidiomycota, Agaricomycetes, Agaricales, Physalacriaceae. The transcript is spliced from 5 exons. The record is from RefSeq and is a predicted model, not a curated record. The coding region runs from base 1 to 702 and encodes 233 amino acids.
AUGGCAUACACCGCCUACGACGUUCAACCAGUUGCUCGUCGGCCAUCCAUGUCCUACGGUACUCCAAUGUAUCAACCCCACCAGCUGCCCAUGGAUCAGUAUCCGCACCCUUCCUAUGAUAUUUACGCAAAUCCGCACGCCGUAUCACACGCCGUACCAAUGUCGCGUCGCAUGUCAAGUCACUCCGCCUACGACGAUCAUGGCUACUAUCGCGCGCAUCAUCAGAGACUUCCCUCCAGCUACACUCCGCGCCCUGUCGUAGUCAGCAUGCCCCGUCAGCGAAGACAUACGGUCUCGUUUAGUACCGGUGGGAUGGAUGCUUACCAUCGGUCAAGCUCUCUGCGAGUCAAGUUCAAACGAAAGGGCGCUUUCAUGAGCGGCGUCAGUUUGUCCGACGCCCAGUCCCACAGCGUUCGGCUCUCGGGAAAUGACUCAUACUAUCUGCGCGACCUGCACCCUGACAGGCGGGAUAACAUCUAUCUGUUAAUCAAGUGGUCAGGAUAUCAGGCGCUCCAGUAUGAAAUCCCGCUGGAGUCUUACGGCAGCCGGGUAGACUUGCAGACGUUAGCUCGGCGGGUCGCGCGUUCUUGUGUCCACUAUUUCUCGACAAACAGGAUUCCCCUGCCAUGGGAUCGUCUCGAUCUGCACCACUUGGAAGAGACGUCGUACGGUGUCUGGCAGCCCAUGCUGGCUGUGCAUUAA